Molecule: messenger RNA, 984 nt
Organism: Phycomyces blakesleeanus NRRL 1555(-)
Lineage: Eukaryota; Fungi; Mucoromycota; Mucoromycetes; Mucorales; Phycomycetaceae
Exons: 10
Coding region: 1-984 (327 amino acids)
Biological process (GO): mitochondrial respiratory chain complex I assembly
Cellular component (GO): mitochondrion
Molecular function (GO): S-adenosylmethionine-dependent methyltransferase activity
Source: RefSeq, a predicted model, not a curated record
AUGAUUCAUACAAUCAGAAGUACUCGAUUUAAUCUUUCAAUUUCAAAACUGGUUAAACCUCAUGUCAUUCGCGCCUAUGCUACUGUACCUCCUGGUGCACCUGCAUUUCAGGUGUUUGAUCGCCAUGUAAAGCAAAUGCAAAAAGACCGAGCCGCAAUUUCAGUGGAGUCCAGUCGCGAAGUUGACUACAUCAAGGACGAAGUGGCUGCUCGCGUGGCUGAUAGACUAUUGGACAUUAAACGCAAUUUUAGUCAAGUUGUUGAUUUGGGAUCUGGAUGUGGACAUAUUGUUAAACAUCUCGAUCCAACAAUGGUCAAGAAACUGAUCAUGUGUGAUUUAUCAGAAAAGGCAUUACUUAGAGACGCAGACCAGCCCUGUAGUAUUGAAAUCGAACGACAUGUGGUGGAUGAAGAACAUUUGCCAUUUAAAGAGGACAGUCUUGAAGCUGUGUUGAGUAGUCUCUCUCUCAACUGGGUUAAUGAUUUACCUGGUGCUCUUAUUCAAAUCAGAAAGGCGUUGAAACCUGAUGGUGUGUUUAUUGGUGCUAUGUUUGGAGGAGAUACAUUGUUUGAGCUGAGAACUUCUUUGCAACUGGCAGAGACAGAACGAGAGAGUGGUGUGUCCCCCCGUGUGUCCCCGAUGACAGACUCUAGCGAUAUCUCUCGACUUCUCACAAGAGCAGGAUUUACAUUGACAACCGUUGAUGUUGAUGAGAUUCAGGUGAACUAUCCAUCAGCCUUUGAACUGAUGCAGGAUCUUAGAUCUAUGGGUGAGAGUAAUGCGGUUUUGUCUCGCCGUCCUCUGCUACAGAGAGAUACUCUCUUGGCAGCGGCAUCUAUUUAUAAAGAGCUUCACGGAAACCCAGACGGAUCAAUCCCAGCAACCUUUCAGAUCAUUUAUAUGAUCGGAUGGAAGCCCUCUCCUGAUACUCCCAAACCCAAAAAGCGAGGAUCUGCUAAUGCGUCUUUGAAAGACGUACUUUAA